This is a messenger RNA of Labeo rohita (rohu), 2236 nucleotides long. It is a transcript of the gene nutf2, whose product is annotated as nuclear transport factor 2. The transcript has 5 exons. NCBI's taxonomy places the organism in Eukaryota, Metazoa, Chordata, Actinopteri, Cypriniformes, Cyprinidae. The record is from RefSeq and is a predicted model, not a curated record. The coding region runs from base 143 to 526 and encodes 127 amino acids. Gene Ontology annotation, cellular component: nuclear pore central transport channel. Gene Ontology annotation, biological process: protein import into nucleus.
UCAAAGCAGUGUGUAAGCGCUUUGCGCAUGCUCAGACCGAAGAGGCCGCUCAACUUCUGUUCUCGGCGCGCUGGAAUCGCCAUAACUGGAACCGGGGAUUCGGUUUAGGGCUCACGGAGUGCCUGUAGCAGGGUGAAUCAGAAUGGGAGACAAGCCGAUUUGGGAACAAAUAGGAUCCAGCUUUGUGCAACAUUACUAUCAACUGUUUGACACAGACAGGACUCAACUUGGAUCGAUAUAUAUUGAUGCGUCAUGCCUUACGUGGGAGGGUCAGCAAUUCCAGGGAAAAGCGGCAAUUGUCGAAAAGCUUUCCAGCCUGCCCUUCACAAAAAUAGCUCACAGCAUCACAGCACAAGACCACCAGCCAACCCCUGAUAGCUGCAUAUUGAGUAUGGUAGUAGGCCAACUAAAAGCAGAUGAUGACCCCAUCAUGGGAUUCCAUCAGAGCUUCAUCCUGAAGAACAUUAACGAGGCGUGGGUUUGCACCAAUGACAUGUUCCGCCUGGCGCUGCACAAUUUUGGUUAAACGCCCCAUGGCUAGCAGGAGGGAAAUAGGGGAAGGUGGAGGAUGGGGUUCCACCCCAAUGACGCCUGAACCUGUCAAUCAGCCCUUCAUCCAUCACACUCAAGAGAAACGGCACCGGAUUACAGCAGUCAAUCACAGAAAAACAUGCAGGCGUAUACAGUACUGCCUCUACUCCAGAAAUGACAUGUUUCUUUGCUGAAAGCCCACACAUCCAUCAAACUGACCCUUUUCCUUCGCCAACCUGCAUGAUGAUGGGGAGCUUAAAUAUCAGAGGACGCCCUGACCAGGACAAAUACGUAUUAACCUAACCUCGGCUGUUUGAUAUUUACAUUUUAGUUGCUGAUUUUGACUUUGAAAUAACAACCGUCUUACUGUCUCUCUUUGCUUUAGUACAAAGUGUGUUCAGCUUGUUUUUAGAAUAUGCUCCUUGAAGUUUAAAUCUUUUUUUUUUUUGUUGUUUUGUUUUGUUUUCGCCCCACUUGAAAAUUGGUGUGAUGUCAGGUUGCUCUAGCUAUCCAAAGAACACCACCCUAAUUUCCCCUUCCCCUCAGACCAGUGUGCUUCCCACUUUCUGCUCACUGCUCUCUGUGACAAUAAUUACCAAGCCACGAUACACAAUAAAACCUUUGACUUUUUCUUAACAACGUCAUCAUCUUGUUCAUCCCCCUGUCUGGUUUUGCGUCUACCUUUUUUUCCCUUUUCUAUGCUUGCCUGUUCAUGUUUUUGAUACUGCUUCAUAUUAGAUUCUCUCAUUAAGAUUACAGAUUUAUUUGAGCGGAGCAGAAAACAGCGGAGCUGUUAUUUCUCUCUUUACAGGUGGCCAGUGUUUCCUGAAGCAGUUGAUUAGACUUUAAUAUAUAUAUAUAUAUAUAUAUAUAUAUAUAUAUAUAUAUAUAUAUAUAUAUAAUGUUGGCUUAUUUGGUAGAACAUCGCUAUGAUUAGCAAUGUCAUUAAUUUACGACAAAUUUUCCUAAUUCUAAAAAUGACAGAAUUAUAAAUGAAUGCUCUUGUUAAAAGAAGAAAAAUCAUAAUCAAAAAGAGCCCAGAUGAAUCAUCUCAGUGCUUUUAUUCUUUCAUUUACCCUUUCUGUUUUAGUUCAGAGGUUUUCCCUGUUUUCCAUAAAAAUGAUAAAAAUCUUAAAGUAAUGAGAUGUGGGAUGUUAUGUUUCAUAAGCUUGUAUGAAUGUAAAUGUCAUCGAGUUUGUAGUGUGGCCAAAGCUGUUAUUACCUUCCAUAUUUAGGCUUAUAUUUUGACAUUUCCAGUACAAGAAGGAUCACAGACACGAAGAGGUGACUAUUUUCUCAUUUCCACAAAAUGUUUACACUAAAGGAGUUGUGUUCAGUGUUUAGGAUUAGAAAAUCAUAUUCAUAAAUAUGAAGGCCUUUGUGCCAAGGUGAUGGUACAGAUAUUUUAGAAAGAUGUCUUCUGCGUUGUAGCUUUUUGCACUGAAAUAUCUAGACAGAUCUGCUAGAACAUCAGUAUAAUGAGUCACAUUUUUGCAUUAUAUAUUUUUUUGCUGGAAUACAUGUAUUGUACACGUACUUCAUGCUUGCUUGGCCCUGCAGAUAUCCACUCUUUUGGUGGUUUAAGGGGUGAAGCAAAAGAAGACUUGAUUUUCCCAAACAAAAACAACAGUAAUACAAUGUGAAUACAGUAAGAGACUACUUCAGCUGAUUACAUGUAUGUGGAAAUAAAGGAGAUCAAAGUAAA